AUGAUAGCCAAGCAAGAGAUUGAAGAAUUCCUGCGGCAUAUUGAAGAUGCAACGGAGGAUACAGCCCUGUACUAUUUGGAAAUGUGUAAUGGAAACUGUAGUGAUGCGCUAAAUUUGUAUUACGAAAUAAAUGGGGAACCUACUUCGCAUAGCCAACAUCAUAAUGAUGGAAUGGGACAAGGGGAAGAAACAUUAGAAGAUGCGGACACACAACAAGUUGGAAUAGAGGACGCAAGAGAUCGAACCCAGGACGCAAGGGAUCGAACCCAGAACACAAGAGAUCGAAACGAACAUGUAACAGACCAAAUGGAAGACUACAGUACUGAAUAUGACGACUGUAUUAGAGAACCAGAUAAACAUUUCAGUCAAGCCUUAAUUCAUGAUAUGGAUAAAUCUAACUUUUUACAUUUUAAUGAGAAAAAUAAAAAGGAUAAAAAAAGCAAAAUCGAAUUAGGAGAUGCUAUUGGAAAACUCUUUUCCCCUCCUGUAUUUCUGAAUUGCAACUUAUCAUUGGAAGAAGUGCGUAAAAAGUCUAGAAAAGAAGAUAAGUAUAUACUUGUCAAUAUCCAAGAUUCAGAAUUUGAAUCCAUGCGUCUCAAUAGAGAUAUAUGGAAUAAUGAAGUGAUUCAAGAAAUAAUAAAAGACUUUUUCAUUUUCUGGCUUCGUUAUGAGCAUGACCAAGAUGCUAUGAUAUUCAUGAGCACGUACAAGGUAACAAAACUGCCACACAUCUGCGCACUGUGCAAAAGGACGGGUCGAAAACUUAAAGUGUGGAAUCUGAAAAACUUCCAGGAUCCCAUAUGUGCACAAUCACAAUUGUACGAAUUUAUCGAAAAGAUGGAACCAAAAAAUGAAUCGGAUAAUAGUACUGUUAAUAAAGAUGGAAUUAUGUUUGAAAAAUGCAUUGAAGCACUUCCAAGUGGAGAGGAUAAUAACAAAAGUAUGUUUAAUAACAUGAAUGAAAAUAAAAUUAGUAGCACUUUAAAAAAUAUGGAUAUCAGGGUUAAUGAAAUUCAUGCCAAUAUGAAUAAAAAUAAAAGUUGUGGGAAAUCUACAGAUUUGUUAAAAAACACAAAUGAUGCAACAAACGGUAGGACAGAUGGUGUAGUACAGUAUAACAAAAUAAAUAAUGAAUUAUCUGAACUGCACAAAUUAAGGUUACAACGAUUCCAGAAGAGGUAG
Messenger RNA from Plasmodium gonderi, 1182 nucleotides. RefSeq lists its product as hypothetical. Lineage: Eukaryota; Apicomplexa; Aconoidasida; Haemosporida; Plasmodiidae. Gene Ontology annotation, cellular component: nucleus. Bases 1 to 1182 code for a protein of 393 amino acids. Gene Ontology annotation, molecular function: ubiquitin binding. The record is from RefSeq and is a predicted model, not a curated record. The transcript has 4 exons. Gene Ontology annotation, biological process: proteasome-mediated ubiquitin-dependent protein catabolic process.